UACGUAAGAUGGCGGACCGGGCAUCCACCCGCUGUCGUCUCCCCCAGGUAACAUGGCGGCGACGACACCGCCCCGUACGCGCGGAGCGGCGAGCAAGGACGCUUACCUGGAAAGUCUGACCGGCGUCACGUCGAGACGCGGCAUACGCCAGGGCGUCGCGGGAGACAAGAGCCCCUCCCGGCAUCGCACGAAGGUGAAGCCGCCACGGGAGGACAUCAGCCAGGGUGGGGAGGAGGUGGACGAGGAGGGGGAGGAGGAGGAGAUGGAUGGAGGAAGUUUGGAAAAUUCGGAUGACGAGUUGCCUACACCGACAGGCCCCGCGCCCUCGGGAUGGGCCAACGCGAGCGAGAUGGAGCACGGCGAUGGAGACAAAUUGGAGGCCGGAGAGGAGAGCGAAACAGAUGCUUGGCAACAAUACACCAAAGCCGAUACGGGAAAAGGCUCCGACUACAACGGCACCCUCUCGGAGGACGAACGCAGCGUGGAGUCGACGGAACUGGACGGCGGGCGCAUGAGACAGCGAAAGCAGCAGCAGCAGCAGCAACAGCGGCAGCGGCGGCGGCGGCAGCAGCAGCAGCAGCAGCGUAAGCGCGACGGGUGCCACAGCUACCGGGACCGACGGGACGUCCCGGCCGCCGGUCGCAGGCCAUCGGCCGCCAAGGAGGCCGCCUCCGGCGGCAGGGACAGGCCACCGCGGCCACCGCGGCCGCCGCUGCUGCUGGCGGGCGUGACGUUGGCGGCGUUGGCGGUGUUGGCGGCGGCGGCCUGGUGGUGGUGGUGGUCCGCAGGAGCCGGCCGCGGCCGCGGGUCGCCGGGGGCCGCCGGGCGCCCCGGCGCGCCGGAGCCCCCGCACUCGGCGGUGUUCGGCGAGCGCCUCGAAGCCGCCCGCCGGCGCCACCCCUCGCAGUGCGACGAGCUGUGGCGCCGCGUCAACAUCACCCUGCGGCGCCACCUGGCCGCGCUGGCCGACGGCGACCCCGGCACGCCGAGCCAGCCGGCGACGCUGCUGCUGGCGUCGGGCCCCCGGGGCCUCCGCGCCGCCGAGGGUCUGGCGGCCGGCCUGGCGGCGGCCUACGGCGACGCCGCGGCCGCCGCCGCCGCCGCCAAGCUGGCGUUGGACGAGCGGCUGCGGUCGGCGCUGGGCGCCGGCGGCGCCGGCGUGGCGCUCGUGCGGCUGGAGCGGCUGCCGCCGGCGUCGACGCUCAUGCUGUACGCGUACUGCGACCACGAGACGGCUAAGUUCAAGCGCGCGCUCAUCGUCUUCACCGUGCUGCUCGACGCCGGCGGCGGCGGCGGCGGUGGCGUGGAUGCCGGCGGCGGGGAUGCCUCCGGCGCCGGGGAGGCCGGCGAGGGGAGCUGCCGGGCCCUGCGGGAUUUCACGGACCGGGUUUACGCGUCGCUGCGGCGGGCGCUCGUGGGGCCGAGGCUCGACCUGGACAAGUUUGCGGGGCUGUGGAGCCGCGUGGCCACCGUGGUGCUGCCCGUGCAGCCCGAGGGGUCGCCCUGA
Messenger RNA from Petromyzon marinus (sea lamprey), 1507 nucleotides. The record is from RefSeq and is a predicted model, not a curated record. Lineage: Eukaryota; Metazoa; Chordata; Hyperoartia; Petromyzontiformes; Petromyzontidae.